Messenger RNA from Magallana angulata, 2118 nucleotides. RefSeq names its product WD repeat-containing protein 54-like. The transcript has 9 exons. Gene Ontology annotation, molecular function: protein binding. Lineage: Eukaryota; Metazoa; Mollusca; Bivalvia; Ostreida; Ostreidae. The coding region runs from base 116 to 1111 and encodes 331 amino acids. The record is from RefSeq and is a predicted model, not a curated record.
UGUAGGCUUAAACCACGUACAAAUUAUCAACUCAUUCAUUACUUCCCGCGCAUGCGUCAUAAAAGCGUACCGAGCAACAACGGAUCAAGUCUGACCAGGCUUGCAAUUUUCAACCAUGUACCGCAAAGAAAAACCUUUAGUUUUGAAAAGUAGCGCUUCGUCUCUAAGUAACAAUCUUUCUGUGCUUGUUGCGCUAGAAAAGGGAGUCUUGAACUACGCUGUGGUUCACAAAGCUGUUGUGAACAUCAUUUCGGCAUCCACGGAUGGUUCGACUGUUAACAGCCGAAACAUUGUCUGCAAAGAGCCAUCAGCUGCCCAACAGAGCACACCAAUGAUAAUACAGGCAAAAUGGGUGUGUCUGCCUUCACGAACAGUGUUUGUCUUGACUUCGUUAAAAGGAAUACAGAUGUUUGAAUCGGAUGGGUCUGCAAUGAUAUACUGGCAUGCUUUAGGAGAUGUAAAUAGUACAGAUAUAUCAGAACAUGCCAAUUUUGGCAGAGGAAUCACUGGAAUAGGAGAAAACUUCAUUUGUAUUGGAACUCAACUUGGAGAGAUUCAUGUCUUCAAUGUACCAGCGAAAGGAACAAAUGUUACACAGAAGGAAAGUUUAGUAGGACAUAGGUACCCUAUUUGUGACUUGGCCUCCAGUGGAAAUCAAAUGGUUAGCUCAGAUGAACAAGGAAACAUAAUCAUUUGGUCCCUUUCUGGGUCGUCAUUUAAACAGACCCAUUCCAUCAAUGGCUCAGGAUUUCCAUGUAGCACCAUCCUUAUGUGGAAAAAUGUGAUUGUUGCGGGCUUUGGGAAUGGUCAAAUCAGGUUAUACAGUGCAGAAACGGGAAAACUGGCUGCCCAGGUCAACGCUCACGCGCGAUGGGUCACAGCAUUAGACGUGGCCUCAGACAAUGGAAUGUUGUUAUCUGCGAGUGAAGAUUCUUAUGUCCGAGUUUGGCAGUUGAAGGAAGGCAACCAAAUGCCUGAGAUUGAGUAUGUAAACCAGGAGUGUGUGACGGACCAGCAGCUGGUGGGGGUUCAGUUCCUCCACCCCCAGGGUAAGGCCUUCUGUACCACAGGCUAUGACAGCUGUGACCUCUCCUUCUACGUUCAGAGUUGAUGCACCAUGGUAUAGCCUCCAUUGUUUAGAAUCACAGAGAGACUUUCACUUUAAUACAUAACUGCAUUGCCCAGAGAUUAUAUUCCACAGAAGACUUGUGGCUGAGUUACAUUGUGAAUGUGAUCGUGUUUGGCGUUGGUUGGUCUGUCUGUCUGUCUGUUAAGCAUUUUCUUUAUCAGUGUGAACUGUUUGUUGUUGUAGUAAUCAGAUUUAAAUUUGUCUUUUAUUGUAACUGUUUAGUUCAUCAAAAGUGAUCUCCCUUGAGAAAAUGAAGUCUGGAUUUUUAUAAGAACAGGUGAAAGGAUUACUUCAUGUUAUGAAAUAGAAAUGAUUUUGAUUUGAUGUGCAUGUACAUGUGAUAUGAAUAAAGUGAUUCAUGACUUUUCACAACAGGUAUGAAUUUUCAAACUGGUAUAUAGAAACUUAAAAUAAAUAUUUUAUAUAAUUCAAUGUAUUGUAACUUUAUAUGAUGAGAACAUAUUUUCUUGUCUUUUGAAUUAUUGUGCAACAGAAAAGAAUCAUGUGUUCAAAGUUGUGUAUUGACUUUUUUUUACACGCAGACACCCGUAAAUAAAUGACAUAUGACUAUCUGUGACUGAUGCAUAUAUUACACAAUAGGCCCAAUGAUUUUAUUGUACAGUUGUUUUUUGGGGGUUGUAUAGUGCAGGAUCUGAUUCUUUUAGUGUAAAUGUGUAUUGUCUGAGCAGGCCUUGCAGAGCAAGGGUUUUUUUUUUCUUUUUUACUACAAUCUGUUCAUUAUUGCAAUUAUCCUACUAUUUAUUAUAUUUUCUUAUUUAAAAUGCAUGAUAUCUUAAUUAAAUGCUAUUAAUGUCUAAUUUUUCAGUUACAAAUUGUUUAAACCGUUGAUGAUGAUUGUGUAUGUAGUGAAUACUUUAUCAUUGAGAUGAACAUUAUCGUAAUAUUGUUAGUGACCAUGGUAAAUUAAAUUUCUACGUUCAGUGUGUGCAUUCUCCGUCCAUUCAAUAAAUGUUUUUAUUGGUCAUCCA